UACCCUUCAACACCGACUCUCAGUGCACUCAACUGUCAUUGUAGGGACCCAUAGCCUCGAAGAAGAAAAUAUAGAGUAUUCAGAGAAGACCUUGUGGAUUCUUACUGAACACUUGAAUAUUUUCUUUCCUGCCGCCCCUAUCCCUUUUAUUUUAUUUUAUUACAUUGCUACAGUUUACAGAAAACACACACUGUUCGAAGCCCUCAUCCAGCUCUUCGGAAGUUGAGUUCGUGCCCAAGAUAGUGUUUAUAGUCGCCUUAUUUGACGUAACAACAGAAACGUUACAUUACUAUAAAAAUUAACAAAUAAGAAACUUAGUAAUAAUGCACAUUGCCUAUAGUGUAUAGCUCUUGAAGAUAAUAUUAAUUAUAAGAAUUAAAUACGUAGAGCGUCUUCUUAAAUAAUACUGCAAAUAGUUAAUACCAAGUUAAAGCCAGCGCUACAGGAUUCGGACAUAUUGUUUAUAAACCAGACGUAGACUUCCUGAGUCUUUCAGUUCCAGUUGUUGGAGCGCAUCCAAUCCCUCGAGCGUCGUCGCCCCUAAUCACCACCAACAUCCACCUGUUUACCUGCAUCUAAUAGUUUACCUCGUUCCAGCUGUUACCUCUACAUGCUCACACUGCCCGUAGCCUGAGGAAGAGGGAAAUAAGACAACAAUGGGUUGUGACGGAGGAACCAUCCCCAGGAGAGACGAGCUGGUCAAGACCAAGAAAAAACCAGAACAGAAAGACAAAAACUCGGAGCGUCUUUAUAGAUGGCGUCAUUGUUCCAUAUCUCAAACCCCUCUGAAGACACCUGUUGUUGCAUGUGAAUUGGGUCGCAUGUAUAACAAAGAAGUAGUCCUCACCCGGCUGUUAGACAGAUCAUCUGAGCCUGGCAUGUCACAUAUACGAGGAUUAAAGGAUAUAAAGGAGUUGAAUUUGACCUCUAACCCUGGCUACAGGCAUGAGGGAGCCAACAAAGGAGAUGCUUACACUGAUCAUCAAGCAGCAGAGUACAUUUGCCCAGUCACCUCCUUGGAGAUGAAUGGCAAAUACCCCUUUUCUUUUGUGUGGACCUGUGGCUGUGUAGUUUCCGAGCGAGCCUUGAAAGAGGUAAAAUCCGAGGUGUGUCACAAGUGUGGGCAGCCUUAUCAGGAGGAGGAUGUAAUUCCUCUCAAUCCUUCUGUGGAUGAACAAGAUGCUGUUAAGGCACGCAUGAUCUCUCGCCGUGCCAAGGCUAAGGUUGCAAAAAAGGCUAAGAAGAUUGAAAAGAGGGCAAUUAAAGAGGAGGAUGAUGAUCCACCUACAACUAGCACCAGCAAGGGAAAGAAGGUUGCAAAAUUGUCUGAUGGUGCCAGCUCUAGCAGUGAUAACAGUAAGUCAUCUCUCCGUGUCCAAGGCAUGGCAUCAGCUGUUCUGAGGGAUAAAGACUUUGAGAAGAUUCGAUCAGCAGGUUUUAGUGUCGCUUCAGACCCAAAGGCUUCAGAAGUCUUCAAGUCUCUCUUUGACACCCACAAGACAGCUCAGAGGAAACAGAGUGCUCACUGGGUCACUUGUAAUCCACAGUAUUUUUAAGGAAUUCAUAAAUAUAUCAAAGGGGUGGGGGGGGGGGGGUUUAAGGUAUUUCCACGUAUGUUUUGAGUUAAUAAAAACUGCAUGAAUAUUUUAUUUGCUGCUACCUUGAAAGCAAAUGUGAAUAUUAAAGAUAAGCAUUAGUGCUGCUUAAAUAAAGUAGAACUAGAAGUAGGUGAAGAUUAUGGUAUUUUUAAUGUCUAAUGGGUAAAAUUGAUGACAAAAAUGCUUGGGGAUUAGUAUGGCUGUUGAGAUGAUUACAAAAUAGAAUACCUGUAACAGAGGUUAGUGUAAAAGGUGACAUGUGAGGAAAGCUACAUGUAUGGGUAAGCAAUGUGCAGAAAUUAUUAAAUGUAUUAGAGAAAAUAUAACAGAGGGGUUUGGUGACAACCAGAGAGCAUAAAAAUUUCUGUGAAUGUUGUGAGUAAGAAUCGCUAAGGUUAGUCUGAGUGAAACAGGCAAUGUUUGUGGCCAACAACUGAUUGAAAGAUAUUCAAGCAUGUACACAAGUAUCCAUGCAUGUACAUGUGUAUCCAUGCAGGUACACUUGUAUCUUUGCAUGUACACAUGAAUCCAUGCAUGUACACAUGUAUCCAUGCAUGUACACAUGUAUCCAUGCAUGUACAGAUGUACAAAUUAGAGAACAAAAUUCAUAGAUGCAAAUUGUAUUCUUUUCUUAACUUUGUAUUUUACAUACAAUUAUUUAAUGAACUAAAAUAUAAAUGGGAAAUGAAAUGUAUACAUUUAACUUUAAACUUUGUACAAUUAAAAUAUAUCAACAACAGUCAUUUAGAAUGUUCAUUUUUUUAUUGAAUAUUAUUUCAUGUCUAUGUAUUUUAUAUACUGUAUUAAUAAACAAUAGAAUAUUAAUUUUGUGCCUCAGUACAAAGAGACAAUCUGUAAUGGUGGCAUCCUUGGCCUUUGUUAGGCAUUAUGUAAAUGAGGAUUUGGUUUUUCAGUAAUGGAGUUUCAAGUUAUUAAAUAUUUCAAAUGA
Molecule: messenger RNA, 2547 nt
Organism: Procambarus clarkii (red swamp crayfish)
Lineage: Eukaryota; Metazoa; Arthropoda; Malacostraca; Decapoda; Cambaridae
Product: replication termination factor 2
Biological process (GO): site-specific DNA replication termination at RTS1 barrier; mitotic DNA replication termination
Cellular component (GO): nucleus
Source: RefSeq, a predicted model, not a curated record